Molecule: messenger RNA, 3353 nt
Organism: Physeter macrocephalus (sperm whale)
Lineage: Eukaryota; Metazoa; Chordata; Mammalia; Artiodactyla; Physeteridae
Gene: CCDC146
Product: coiled-coil domain containing 146
Exons: 19
Coding region: 242-3112 (956 amino acids)
Cellular component (GO): cytoskeleton
Source: RefSeq, a predicted model, not a curated record
CAACGGGAGAGGCCACAACAGUGAGAGGCCCGCGUACCGCAAAAAAAAAAAAUCACCCCAGAAUCCAACUGGCCAAUGGAAAGCGUGGAAGGCGAAAGAUGGGCAAGGCUGUGUGGUUUCCUUGGAUACCGAGGACGCUACUUCUUUGGAGCGGGUGGAGCUUUGGUGUGAUACGAGGAAGCCAAAACUCACAGAGAAAAAUAGGAGCCUAAGAAAUUGCGCUUUUAAAGAAUUGUGAAAAAUGGAAGACAGUACCACAGACACAGAACAAGAAGAGGAAGAGGAGAAAGGUGAAAAGGAUCAAGAAGACCCCAUUUAUGCUGUAGCACCCACGAUUAACAUCCGAGAUGAGCGAUUCGUUGAUGUAUCUACAACUCCAGCUUUCAUCUCUCUGCAUGAGUUACAUGCUAUGGGGAAACUUCCUGGAACCAGGAUGGCAGAGUUAAAAGCCAAGUACACCUUGCUGCAUGAUACCGUGGUAAGCAUGCAAGAGUCAGAGGUGCAACUGCUACAGGAAGCCAAACAUUUCACCGAGCAAAUACAACAGCAGGAGUUUCACCUGGAGCAGGCUGAUAAUUUUCCACAGGCAUUCACCACCGAGGUCUCCAAAAUGAGAGAACAACUUCUCAAGUAUCAAAAUGAAUACAGUGCAGUGAAGGAAAGAGAGUUCCAUAAUCAGUACAGGUUGAAUAGCUUAAUGGAAGAGAAAAGCCUCAUAAUAAAGGAAUUUGAGAAGAUACCUAAGCCAGGAGAAAUGGAGAAGAAGAUGAGAAUAUUGAGAGAAAGCACUGAAGAAUUACGUAAAGAAGUAAUGCAGAAGAAAGUAGAAAUUAAAAAUUUACGGGAAGAUUCGACAUCCAAGCAAAAGCAAUUACUAAAGGAACAGAAGGAACUAGAAGAAUUGUUCGAAUAUCAGGUCACCUUAAAGGAUGAAGUGGUCCACCAUCAAUCCAUUCCUGUACAAAUUGGAAAAGAGAUAGAAAAAACAACGCGCAAAAAAGUAGAAAUGGAAAAGAAAAAACUUGUCGUGGAAUAUGAACUCAAAGAGCUAAAUGACUCCCUAAAGAAAGUUGAAACCAAAAUUAAUGCUGUAAUAGAAGAAAAGGAGGACAUAAUAAAGGAAGUUGAAGGCAAACGAGCCUUGCUUGAAAUUAAAGAACGAGAGUAUAACCAAUUGGUCAAGCUACUGGAAUUAACCAGAGAGAAUGAAGCAACUUCACUAACUGAAAGAGGGAUCUUGGAUCUCAAUUUACGAAACUGUCUCACUGACAAGCAAAACUACCAUGAUGAACUUUCUCGUAAGCAGAGAGAGAAAGAGCGAGAUUUUCGAAAUUUAAAAAAAAUGGAGCUACUCUUGAAAGUGUCCUGGGAUGCACUCACUCAAACUCAAGCACUGCAUCAAAGGCUUCUGUUAGAGAUUGAAGCUAUCCCUAAAGAUGAUUCUACAUUAAUUGAGAGAAGGCGAGAGCUCCAUAAGGAAGUUGAAGUGGCUAAGAGGAAUUUCACCCAGCAGAAAAUCCUAUCAGAAGCUGAGUCUAAGUUAGUAGAACAGCAACUUGCUGAAGAAAACAAGCUUUUAAAGGAGCAAGAAAACAUGCGAGAGCUGGUAUUCAACCUUGUCCGUAUGACUCAAAUCAAAAUUGAUGAGAAAGAGCAAAAAUCCAAGGAUUUCCUGAAAGCUCAGCAAAAAUAUACCAACAUUGUUAGGGAGAUCAAAGCAAAGGAUCUUGAAAUCCAGAUACACAGGAAGAAAACACGAGAAAUUCAUCGGAGACUCAGAGAGUUUGCUAAACUGUAUGACACUAUUCGAAAUGAAAGAAACAAAUUCAUUAACUUACUUCACAAAGCUCACCAGAAAGUCAAUGAAAUAAAAGAAAGGCAUAAAAUGUCAUUAAAUGAACUGGAAAUUUUAAGAAAUAGUGCAGUUACUCAAGAAAGAAAGCUGCAAAAUUCUAUGCUGAAGCAUGCCAACAACAUUACCAUCAGAGAAAGCAUGCAAAACGAUGUGUGCAAAAUGGUAGCAAAACUUCAGGAAAUGAAAGAGAAGAAGGAAGCCCAGUUAAAUAACACUGACAGACUUGCCAACAUGAUCACAAUGAUUGAAGAGGAGAUGGUGCAGCUUCGCAAAAAAUAUGAAAAAGCCGUUCAGCGUCGAAAUGAAAGUGGUGUUCAGCUGAUAGAGCGGGAAGAGGAAGUGUGCAUUUUUUAUGAAAAAAUCAAUAUCCAAGAGAAGAUGAAGCUAAAUGGAGAAAUUGAAAUACACGUCCUGGAAGAAAAGAUCCAAUUCCUGAAACUGAAGAUUGCGGAGAAGCAAAGACAGAUUCACGUGACCCGGAAAUUGCUGCCAGCCAAGAGGGCUCUGGAUGCUGAUUUAGCAGUGCUCCAGAUUCAGUUUUCACAGUGUACAGACAGAAUAAAAGACCUGGAGAAACAGUUUAUAAAUCCUGAGGGUGAGAAGAGAACACGCUUCCUUCCAGGGAAAGAUAUGACCGAAGAAGAAAUGAUCAAAAAAAUGGAUGCGCUGGAACUACAGCUGGCCAAGAAGGAGGAGAAGUUGCUGGAGAAGGAUUUCAUCUAUGAACAGGUCUCCCGGCUCACGGACAGGCUCUGCAGCAAAACGCAGGCCUGCAAGCAGGACACACUGCUCUUAGCCAAGAAGAUGAAUGGCUACCAGAAAAAGAUCAAAGAUGCUACUGAAAAAAUGAUGGCUCUUGUUGCUGAGCUGUCCAUGAAACAAGCUAUGGCCAUUGAACUCCAAAAGGAAGUCAAGGAGAAAGAAGACUUCAUCCUCACUUGCAAUUCCAGGAUGGAAAAGGGUCUGCCCCUCAAUAAAGAGAUUGAGAGAGAAUGGUUGAAAGUACUCCGAGAUGAAGAAAUGUAUGCCUUGGCCAUCGCUGAAAAGUCUCGGGAGUUCUUGGAAGCAGAAAAUCGCCAGCUGCCCAGUGGUGUUUACACAACCGCGGCUCAGCGUCCAAACGCCUACAUCCCAGAGGCAGAGUCCACUCUUCCUCUGCCAAAACCGUACGGCGCUUUGGCUCCUUUUAAGCCCAGUGAACCUGGGGCCAAUAUAAGGCACAUAAGGAAACCUGUUAUAAAGCCAAUUGAAAUCUGAACAUGUGAAGCAACCCAGGCUUCUCAAGGAGGCACUUCAACCAGGCUUCUUCACAUCCACAGCUGGAAAACGUCAGCGUAAGAGCUCUAAAUUACAGACAGAGUAUCCACAACAUAUGCUUCCUUCCUAUCACACUCACCAAUUUCUUUCUUUUUCACUUUAUCUUUUGAUUACAUUUCAGAAAUAUAUAGUAGACUGGGUGCUAUAAAAAUGCAAUAAAAAUAAAUACUUUUUCAGCGAA